Messenger RNA from Drosophila busckii, 1318 nucleotides. RefSeq names its product protein extra-macrochaetae (gene emc). Gene Ontology annotation, cellular component: cytoplasm; nucleus. Gene Ontology annotation, biological process: negative regulation of transcription by RNA polymerase II; cell differentiation; circadian regulation of gene expression. NCBI's taxonomy places the organism in Eukaryota, Metazoa, Arthropoda, Insecta, Diptera, Drosophilidae. Gene Ontology annotation, molecular function: transcription regulator activity; protein dimerization activity. The record is from RefSeq and is a predicted model, not a curated record.
CGUGGUCGUUGCUGGUUGUCGCUAGUGCGCGCUAAAAAAAAAUCAAAGCAAAAAGCAAGAGAAAUAAAUUUAAGCAAAAACACGCUGGAUUAAAGUGUUUUAUUGUUGAUCAAACUAAACGACACAACGACAACGUGAAUUAAAUAAAGUGCAGUGUUUAAAACCAAAAACGCAACUCACAAGCUCGCAGAAAAGCAAAUCAAACCAAAUAAAUAAAAAAGCAAGCAAGCAAGCAAUAAAUAAAAAGUGCACUGAAGUGAAGAUAUUUAGAUAUAUCUUCUAAACGCAAACUAAAUCGCAAGCAAAAAAGUAACCGGUACGACCGUGUAAAAAGCCGCCAAAAUUCUACUCAAGGAGCGUAAAGCAAUCAUCUCCAAAAUGAAAUCCCUGACGGCUGUUUGUCAAACAGGUGCCUCCAUGCCGGCCAUGAAUCCCAACGGUCGCAUCUCGCGUCAUCCGCCGCAUCGUGGUGAUGGUGAAAAUGCCGAAAUGAAAAUGUAUCUAAGCAAGCUGAAAGAUCUGGUGCCCUUUAUGCCCAAGAAUCGCAAAUUGUCCAAGUUGGAAAUUAUACAGCAUGUCAUCGACUAUAUAUGCGAUUUGCAAACCGAGCUGGAAACUCAUCCCGAGAUAAACAAUUUUGAUGCGGCGGCAGCGUUAAGCGGCGUUGCAGCAGCAGCCGCUGCCGGCGGCGGUCUCGAUGAUGACAGCGAUGACAUGGAGCUGGACGAUAGCAAUGAUGUGCUGGUGAUGCGUCUGGCCGCCGAGCAGCAGCAGCAGCAACAGCAAUUGGCAAAAAUCUCUAGUCCUGCGGCAAAUGCGCGUAUACCGUUAAUCGAUCGUCAGAGUCCAAAUACAAUAUUGCCAGCUCAGCGUCAGCAGCAACAGCAGCAGCGCCAGCAGCAACAGCAGCGCGUGCAGCAGCAGCAGCAGUUAAACAGCAGCUUAACGACGCAAACAAGCGACAAGGACAGCAGACAGUCGUAAGCAGCAGGCGCCGCAGCAGCAGCAGCAGCAACUAAACUAAACUAUACUAUAUUAAAGUUUAUAAUUAUUAACUAAUAGUUAGUAGCCCGUGUAGUACAGUCAACUCCACACUCAACUCAAAACUCAACUCAACUCAACUCUGCAAACGCGUGUGAAAGAUCUCCACAGUUAAUUAACAAACAAUAAAACUACAGCACAGGCCACACUCAUAGCUACACUACAAAUUUAUCAAGGCAAAAAGCAUUUCACACAGUCCGUUUACUUUUUAGUUUAUAAAUACCUAACUAAGUAGCAUUAAUGUUUAAAUUACAAGCACUAAACUUUAAAAUUAAUU